CCUCUCUCUCUCUCAGCUCCUUUUUAUAAUAUUUCUCAAGUCCUCGCAUAAAGAUUUUAUUUUUCUUCAAAUUUAACCUUUUCAAUGUGAUUUGGUCAAACUUGAGCAGCUCCUGCCAUUAAAUACCUUCAUCUUCUUCUUCUUGGCAUCACUGACAACACCACCUUACUCUUUUCAGAAUGAGGACUGUGUUAUUGGAUUAUCUUCUUACAUUGAUUCUCUUCCACUCCCUACUUUGGCUUCUGCUUUUACCCAGCUCUUUGUCGUUCCCUUUGUGCACAAAUUCUUGGGCACCUGUAACCCUAAAGACACCAUUGACCUUCUGCUCUUAUACGGGGAGCAGCUGCUGCAAUGCCACUGACGACUCAGCGUUGCAGAAGCAGUUCAAUUCCAUGAAUAUCUCUGAUUCAACUUGUGGAUCUAUAGUCAAGUCGAUUCUCUGCACGAAAUGUAAUCCAUAUUCAGCAGAUCUCUUCACCGUUGAACCAAACAUUGGAAUGGUUCCUGUUUUGUGCAACUCAACAACUUAUGUUAGCUCUUCUCAGUCCAGCAAAGUUGCUUCCGGAGAUUUCUGCGUACAGGUCUGGGAUUCUUGCAAAGAUGUACCCAUACGGAACUCUCCAUUUGCUGCCUCUUUACAGGGCGCUUCUGGACAGUCAGUUUCAUCUUCCAGACUUUCAGAUCUUUGGCAAUCUGAAACUGACUUCUGCAAAGCAUUUGGAGGGUCAGCCAGUAGUGAGUCGGUUUGUUUCAAUGGGCAAUCUGCUUCAUUUAAUAGUUCAGUGGACUCUGCACCCAAAGGUAUCUGCCUAGAGAAGCUUGGAAAUGGAUCAUACCUUAGUAUGGUGCCUCACCCAGAUGGCUCAAAUCGUGUCUUCUUGUCAGAUCAAGCGGGUAAGAUUUGGCUAGCGACAGUUCCAGCACAAGGAUCAGGAGGGACAUUGGAUUUUAAUGAGUCAAGUACUUUUCUUGAUAUAACUGACAUGGUUCAUUAUGAUACUGCAUUCGGAGUGAUGGGUUUGGCAUUUCAUCCAAAUUUCACAAGUAAUGGGCGCUUCUUUGUUUCAUAUAAUUGUGAUAAGACACAAACGGCGAGUUGUUCUGGAAGGUGUUCAUGUAACUCUGAUGUGGAUUGUGACCCUUCAAAGCUUGGUUUGAACAAUGGCGUUCAACCUUGCAGAUAUCAAAGUGUUGUUUCAGAGUUCACUGUCAAUGGCUCCUCAACAACGCCUUCAGAGGCAACAUCUGCUUCCCCUUCUGAAGUAAGAAGGAUUUUCACCAUGGGGCUUCCAUAUACAGAACAUCAUGGAGGGCAAAUUCUUUUUGGACCUGAAGAUGGUUAUUUAUACUUUAUGAUGGGAGAUGGUGGGAAUGAUGGAGAUCCAUUCAAUUUUGCACAGAAUAAAAAAUCCUUGCUGGGUAAAAUUAUGCGACUUGAUGUGAAUAACAUACCAAGUUCAAGUGAGAUAAAUGAUCUUGGUCUUUGGGGAAACUAUUCAAUUCCAAAAGACAACCCUUCUGCCGAUGACAGUCAAUUGCAGGAUGAGAUUUGGGCCUUGGGUCUUAGAAAUCCAUGGCGCUGCAGUUUCGACUCGAAACGGCCAUCUUACUUCUUUUGCGCGGAUGUUGGGCAGGAAACAUAUGAGGAAGUCGAUUUGAUCUCGAAGGGAGGCAAUUAUGGAUGGCGCAUUUACGAGGGUUCUUACCCUUACCAUCCCAAGUGGACUCCAGGAGGAAACACCUCUCUAAACUCUAUAAAUCCAAUUUUUCCAGUCAUGGGAUAUAAUCAUUCCUCUGUGAAUACAAAUGUCGGAUCUGCUUCAAUUUCUGGUGGUUAUGUCUAUAGAGCGAAAGCUGAUCCAUGCUUGUAUGGAAGGUACUUGUAUGCAGACCUCUAUGGUUUAGGAAUGUGGGGAGGCAUUGAGAACCCAGAGAACAGUGGAAACUACAGCAGUACAGAGUUGCCAUUUAACUGUGCCAAAGAAACUCCAAUUGCUUGUGAUCCCGUUGAAGGCAGUCACCUCCCAUCUCUUGGCAUCGUCUACUCCUUUGCCGAGGAUAACAACAAGGAUGUUUAUCUUUUAGCCAGCAAAGGAGUUUACAGGAUAGUAAGGCCAAGCCUUUGCAAUUAUACUUGCCCACAGGAAAGCCAUAUAGAUAAUGGAAGUCCACCUCCAGGUUCUUCUUCUUCUACUGCUCAUUUUGAAAACCUUCAACUGAAGCUGAUACUUCUUCUCAUAAGCUUAAUAAUUUUGUUGAGUUCUUAUUAGCUAGUAAAAUGUGUGAUGUUUUUUUUAUUUUAUUUUUAAAUCAUGGUAGAGUAGAGAUGUCAUUGCAAGGGUAUGCUUUUGUAUAAUUAUAUCAGCUAGGAAUUUUGCUCUAUAUGCAUGUAUGUGUGAUUCAAAUUUGUCUUUUAAGAUUUUGGAAUGGAGAUAUUGUGUUCAUGUAAAUAUUGUCUGGUCUAUUGAACUUUUGUUUUGUUAAA
This is a messenger RNA of Dendrobium catenatum, 2485 nucleotides long. Its product is annotated as HIPL1 protein. Bases 180 to 2270 code for a protein of 696 amino acids. The transcript is spliced from 7 exons. NCBI's taxonomy places the organism in Eukaryota, Viridiplantae, Streptophyta, Magnoliopsida, Asparagales, Orchidaceae. The record is from RefSeq and is a predicted model, not a curated record.